This is a messenger RNA of Darwinula stevensoni, 1870 nucleotides long. The record is from the annotation of a GenBank genome assembly. NCBI's taxonomy places the organism in Eukaryota, Metazoa, Arthropoda, Ostracoda, Podocopida, Darwinulidae.
UUUACGAAUCGUCCAUUAGUUGUUUUACAGAUAGAUCAGACUGUUGGGAAGAUCUGAUCUCGCGUUGAAUCAAAAAGUGAGAAAACCAGGAAACAGAAAGAUGGGUUCAGGAGCGACGAGCGGCGUGACGUCAUGCAUUAAAUAUGUCCUCUUCUUCUUCAACCUCCUCGUCUUGAUUGGGGGACUGGCAGUGGGGAUCCUGGGGAUCAUCGGAAUGGCGGACGCCAAAUUCUACAACUUCGCAAACCUGGGAGUGGAUCCAUCCGGCUUCAAGGUCGCAUCCAUCAUCUUCAUCGUCUUUGGAUUCACCAUCGUCAUCUUCGCCUUCUUCGGAUGCUGUGGAGCCAUCAGGGAGAGCAAAUGCAUGCUCCUCACCUAUGCGGUGUUCACGCUGAUCGUGUUUGCGCUCAUGCUGGCCGGAGGGAUCCUCGUCAUGUUCUUCAAGGGCAAGGUCAGGGAAUGGGUCACCGAUGCCCUCAACAAGAGUCUCAAAGAUAAAUAUAAUAGCAGCGGUGACGAAACGAAGGCUUGGGAUGAACUCCAGAAGAAUACGUCUUGCACAAGCCCCCUGCUACAGGCGAACCCAUACACCAAAGGCUGCAUUUUCCUCGUCGACGAAAUGGAGUCCCAUUCCAAAGUCAUCGGCAUCAUCGCCCUCUCUUUCGCCGCUGCCCUGAAGUUCCCGACACCUUCUACUGAAGGGUGUACACAGUACCAAUGUCAGCGGUCUGUGUCGCGGAUAUGGGGGCUCAAUCCUAUACGAACUCUAAUGGAAGAAGAUGCAACUGUCUCUGAUCUGCAACUUGUCAACUACGAGUUGAUUCCUUUCGUGACGGCAUCUUGUAUUGAUGAGGUGCUGGAGGAGGUGGUCCAUCGUGCCCCACCCUCCCCUAUCAUCUCCUUCAGUCCUUCGAAAACUUGCGAGGGAGAGGGGAGGGAGAAGUUGUACAGGAACGGGAUAUAUUGGACUACUAUUCUUACUGAGAAGCACUAUCGUGCCUCAUCAUUAGCUACGUUCCCUACCAUUCCUCAACAUCACGUAUUGCGAAGUGGUUAUUUCCAUCCUGUUCUACGGGAAUGGCAGUCUCUCCCCUCUCUGAUCACUCCCUCCAAUCUCAUGCUUCCUGUCUUCGUCACGGACAUGGAGGAGCUGGUGGAAGACGUGGCAGGCUUCCCAGGCGUCAAACAGUGGGGCGUGAAGAGAAUCACUGAGUUCCUCACUCCCCUCGUUAAAAACGGCUUAUCUUCCAUCAUACUCUUUGGCGUUCCCAAGAAAACGCCCAAGGAUGAGGUGGGAUCGGGCGCAGAUGGAAAGGAUUCCCCCGUCGUCCAAGCGUUGGAAGUCAUUCGAGGGAAUUACCCCGAUCUAUUAGUCGCUUGUGACGUCUGCAUCUGUUCCUACACUUCCACUGGCCAUUGCUGCAUCUUCAAAUCUGAUGGCACUCUGGAUUCCGUCGCUUCCAAUCUCAGGCUAGCCAGGCAGGCCGUCGCCUAUGCCAAAGCCGGAGCCCAGAUAGUGGGCCCAUCGGCGAUGCAAGAUGGGACGGUGGCUUACUUGAAGGCCGCACUUCGUGAAGCGGGCUUUGGAGACACCUGUGCCGUCCUCUCCUACUCCAUCAAGUUCGCCUCCGUCUUUUACGGGCCUUUCAGACAUGCAGCCGAUUGCGCCCCCAAAGCCGGCGAUCGAAAGUCUUAUCAAAUCCCGCCUGGAAGCUCCAGCCUCGCCAUGCGUGCUGCCGCGAGAGACGUGGAGGAGGGAGCGGACAUGCUGAUGGUGAAGCCUGGCCUCACUUACUUGGACAUCGUCCGCCUCACGAAGGAUAGGUUCCCGAAUCAUCCCCUCUUCAUCUAUCAUGUGCGACUUCUCUAG